AUGGCGACGACGCAAGAGGAGAUGUCAAAGCUUAUGGCUAAUGUUACGCCAUGGUACAAGGACCCGGGUCGACGAAAGCUCUAUGCGCUCUUGGCGAUUGCACUCCUUUCCUCGGCGACCAACGGCUACGACGGCUCAUUAAUGAACGGCUUGCAGAGUAUAACUUAUUAUGAGUCCUAUUUCAACCGUCCUCAUGGCUCGACGCAAGGCUUGCUGAACGCCAUUCAAAGUGUUGGCGCCAUAGUCAGCCUUUUCACCGCCCCCUACGCGGCCGACUACGGCGGCCGCAAAUGGACCAUAUUCUUCGGCUGCAGCGUCGUCGUUAUAGCUGGUCUCGUUCAGUGUUUCGCGAUAAACAUCCACAUGUUCACCGCCGCCAGGUUUCUCAUCGGUCUUGGCUCCGGUUUUGCUAAUCUCGCCUCACCUUUGCUCAUCACAGAACUUGCCCAUCCUUGCGAACGCGGAAAGAUCUCAGCUUUAUACAACACCCAGUACUACUUGGGUGCAUUUUUAGGGGGUUGGAUCACUUUCGGAACUCUAUACAUACCGUCUAACUGGGCGUGGAAACUUCCAAGUUUACUUCAAUCCGCUCCUUCCGCCGUCCAAGUGCUCCUGGUCUUCCUUCUACCGGAGAGCCCUCGCUGGCUCAUGUCUCGUGGCAAGGAUGAGAAGGCCUUGAAAAUACUCGCCAAAUACCACGCCAACGGCGACGAGAAUGACGCCUUGGUCAGGUACGAGUAUGCCGAGAUGCAGGCAACAAUCAGGAAAGGCGAACAGAAGGGGCGCUGGUCCGAAUUGUUUAACACCAAGGGUAACCGUUAUCGUGCCUUUAUCUGUCUGGCGUGUGGCGUGUUCUCACAAUUCUCCGGUACCAGUCUCACCGCAUACUAUCUGCACAACAUCUUGGAGAACAUUGGCAUCACCGACCCGAAGUAUCAGAACAAGCUCAAUGGCUUCAUUCUCAUGGUCAACAUGCUCGAGGCAUGGUUCUGGGCCCUGAUGGUCGAUCGGGUUGGUCGUCGUCCACUCUUCCUAAUCGCAUCAGGUGGAAUGUGCUGCACGUUCGCCAUCUGGAUCGCUUUGACAGCUGAGCAACUCAUGCAUCCAGACCAGACGGGAUUUGGCAAAGGCGUAAUCGCCAUGAUUUUCUUCCACAACUUCUUCUACAACUUUGCAUGGAUCUCGCUCAACAUCUCCUACCCACUCGAAAUCCUCAGCUUCAAAAUCCGCGCAAACGGACUGUUCCUGCAGGGUCUCACCACAAACAUCUGUCUAUUCCUGUCUCAAUACACCAUCCCUCUUGGCAUCGACGCCGGCAGCUGGAAGUUCUACUUCUUCUUCGAAGGCUGGUUGAUCAUUCAGUUUGUGACCGUGUACUUCUUCUUCAUUGAGACUCGAGGCGCGACUCUCGAAGAAAUUAGCAAGACUUUUGACGGUGCGGAUGCGGUGGAAGAGUUCAAGGCUAAGGCGAAUGACGCCGUGGGUGUGUCGGACAUUACUGAGAUUGGCGAUGGGAGGAAAUGUCGCUCGGACAGUGUCGGCGUUGGUGAGGCUGAGCAUGUAGAUGAGAUUCAUGAGGCUAAGUGGGAGUGA
This is a messenger RNA of Cyphellophora europaea CBS 101466, 1593 nucleotides long. RefSeq lists its product as uncharacterized. The transcript has 2 exons. Bases 1 to 1593 code for a protein of 530 amino acids. Lineage: Eukaryota; Fungi; Ascomycota; Eurotiomycetes; Chaetothyriales; Cyphellophoraceae. Gene Ontology annotation, biological process: carbohydrate transport; transmembrane transport. Gene Ontology annotation, cellular component: membrane. Gene Ontology annotation, molecular function: carbohydrate:proton symporter activity. The record is from RefSeq and is a predicted model, not a curated record.